UUAUUGUCCUUAUAGCAACUGGACAUAGACUGUUAAUGUCUUAUUUUUGUAGUUAAACACUUUGAGAAGUAAAGAAAACUUGCGCGAGGCGUUAGCGGAGACGGCUAUUAGUUGCUGGUUUCAGUGCCACAUCGUCACUAACUCCCAGCAGGACCUCGGGGUUGACUUCUGAAUUUCGUUCUGAAGAGGCGUCGUCCUCCAGUUGAGUCCAGAGAGAAUGAGAGGAGGAAACUGAACACCAGAGGCUUCCACUGUGUUUGAAUAACGUGAUUUGAUCAGUCAUGAAUCGACAGGAGGAAGAGGAGGGUCUGGCCAUCAAAAGGUCAAAGGAAGUGGACGUGUUCACCUCUGUGUGUUGUCUGGGCUACUUGUCCAGCAUCAACCUCCUUGUGGGAGUAUGUGUUGGCAUGUACGUGCGCUGGGAGGUGGCAGGUGAACAGAUGAUUCUAGUUAUCUUCCUCCUGGGCCUUUUUGUCCUGGGAAUUGCAAGUAUUCUCCAUUACUACUUUGCCAUGGAGAAAGCCAGCCUGAGCUUGUUCCAUUUGUGGUUUGGCUUUCUUCUCGGACUCCUGUGCUUCCUUAACAGCCCCGCUUUAGGAUCAAACGUCAAAGAACUCGUCGCCAACUAUCUCCUUGUAGCCAGUGUGGUCAUGAAAGCAUUGUGGGCAAUAACUGAGCGCAUAUGCAGCUAUGUUCCCUACAAACCCACCUUCCUGACAUCAGCAGAAUGGCUUGAGCUCCUGGGGUUUGGGAUUGCCAGCACUACUAUGCCUUUUCAGAUGUCAGUGGCUAUAAUUUGCUUGGUAGUGGCACUGGGGGCUCUGAUGGUGGACCUGAGGAUGAAAUCCCUUCUAGCUUUGCCCAACCUGAUCAGUUUUGCGUUGAUCACUUCCCUUGUGUUUUUCCAGGCGUUAGGCAUCCCAGCAAACUAUUACGCUUUAGGCUGCUACCUGGGCAGACUUCUUUGUGAGCCUGUCUUGGAUGUGUACUUUAGUGGCCUGGGACCAAGUGAGCGCUGGAUGCCGAUGCUCUCUCUGGGGAAGGUGUGGAGGAGACUGUCGCUGUUUCCUCUCUGCCUAAUGGAGCUGGCCUUCUUUGUCCUGGCUGCCUUGAAGCUUGGCCACUUGGAGCUGUGGUAUCUCGUCAUCCCAGGUUUCUGUCUGUUUGGCCUAUUCUGGGCCAUCUGCCAUAUCAUUUUGCUGAUCACUAUUUGGGGCUUUCACACCAAGUUAACUGAUUGCCAGAAGGCUUGGCGAGCCCAUCCCUCAAGCAGACGGAGUCUGGACCAAGUCAUGGCCUCACGAGGCAUCCGUCACUUCUGCCUCAUCUCGGAACGCCUGGUGUUCUUCAGCAUACUGUCAACAGUGAUACUCGGGGCUGUGUCCUGGCAGCCCUCCAACGGUCUCUUUCUUGGUGCUCUGCUGGUGGUCCUGCCCUUGGAGUCUCUUGCCCACAGCUUGUUCCAUGAGCUGGGCAGCUGCCUGGGGGGAACCUGUGCUGGUUAUGCACUCGUCAUACCAACCACCUACUCCAGUGCCAAUGGACAGCCCAGUCUUUUGCCACCAGAGCAUGUGCAGGAGUUGAAUGUGCGCUCCACCGCAAUGCUGAACAACAUGCAGCGCCUCUUCUCCCACCACAUGAUCCAGACAUUUGGCUGUGACUACUCAACCAGCGGCGUCACCCUGGAGAUCGUGCAGAACAAGAUCCGAAGCUUAUUGGAGCUCCGAACAGAAGACGGGCCACGUCAUGACACAUAUUUGAUUUUCUACAGUGGACAUACACACAAAGGCUCUGGAGCCUGGGCUCUGGCUGGAGGUGAGAUGCUCCACCUUGCCCAGUUGAUUGAGAUGUGGAAGGAGAAGAACGCCGGCCACGGCUCCAGACUCAUUGUCGUCCUGGACACACAGAACUCCCUCCCUUGGGUCAAAGAAGUACGACGGGUGGAGGGCAUCUACAUGGCGGUGCAAGGUGCUGAAUUGUCUGCGUCCAAUCUCGAUCCAGAGUCUGGAAAUGUGCCUUUGCUUGGCGACUUCACCUCUGAGUGGGUGGAGUUUAACUGCAACCCAAACAGCGACACCCAGUGGUCUGACAAAGAAAGGACUGGGACGGCCAUGUACGGGGUGUCUAAACGCUGGAGCGACUACACCCUACACCUUCCCACAGGAAGUGACGUGGCCAAACACUGGAAGACCCACUUCCCCAAAGCUACAUAUCCUUUAGUCUACCUUUCCAACUGGUGCUGUGGCCUCAACCUGUUCUGGCUGUGCAGCGUGUUUCUGCGCUGCUUCAGGAGGUGUAAGCUAGCCUGGUUUCCUCCAGCUGUACUGGACACCGGACAGGGCAUCAAACUGGUGCACUCAUAGUAGCAUGUUUGCUACAACUCAUUUAUAAUAAGCAGCUAGGCUAUUCCACCGGGGAUUUACAUAAGAUUAUUAUAUACAGAUGCAUCAAAUAGGGAAUAAAUUAGUUUUUGUUAUGUUAUUAUUGUGGGAAAAGUAUUUUCUGUUCAUGCAAAAUUCCUUUUAAUUUAGGUAAAUCCUAACUGGGGAAGAAAUAUUUUUAAACACUAAUAUUAUUUCUUGUCUUUAUUUUUGUCAUUUGUCAGACAAAAGAAAAAAACACUAAAUCUGAAGGAUAUUUGAAACUUUAGUCAUAGUGCCAUUAUUUAUACCGUAUCGCCUCUAUUGCAGGAUUUAGCAUUAUCAGGUGUGUUUUUUUUGGUACUGGCCAUAAAGUCAUUCCAAAGCCUUUCUACAGCAGACAUGAAGUGGAUCAAUGAUGUCAGAUCUUGCUCACCAAAGUGUGUUUAUUUACUUAUUGCUAGAAUUUAUGAAGAUGCUUUGGCUGUUUGUACGGAAACAUAAAGCUGCCACCCACGCAAAAUAAAAUGAGAGCGAUAUCAUGUAACAACAUGAUAUUGCUAAUUUUAUUUUGUUUGGGUGGCAGUUCUGUGUUUGUAGCGUUGUGCCAAAAUAUUUAUUUACUCAAAUUCGUAACCAGACAAGUCUUGUGUGCUACAAAAAUCCAGUUUAGUUGGGUUUUCUUUUGCCAUUUUUAUUGUCCACUGUGAAAGUUGACUAACUUUUGUUUUAUUUUAUGUUUUGUCUUUCUUUAUUUGUCUAUGCUGCCUUUGCUAGUUUGAUUCCUAUGUUUUCAGUGAUAUAACACAAGUUGAAUCAUUAAACUCAUAAAAGCUGU
Molecule: messenger RNA, 3198 nt
Organism: Nothobranchius furzeri (turquoise killifish)
Lineage: Eukaryota; Metazoa; Chordata; Actinopteri; Cyprinodontiformes; Nothobranchiidae
Gene: tmem168a
Product: transmembrane protein 168a
Source: RefSeq, a predicted model, not a curated record